CAACUGUUUAGAAUUUUUCUCGUUAAACGAAAAUUAAAAAUUAAUAUUUUAAUGAUAUAAAACAAAAAUCGAACGGUAAAAGUGCAAAAUUUAAAUAGUAAUCUUUAAAUUGGAACUAGGGAGAUAUAGUUUUCGUUUACAUCUGUGUGCUGCAGAUAAAAUACGGACCGGUGUUACGGAAAUAGCAAAACAAUCUUAUCAUCAGCCUUAUGUAAACAAUCCGUAUGUGUCAAAAGCUGUCGGGUGCCGGGAAUUAGGUUGUCUCUACGGGAAUCGGAUGAUAAUUUACCCGAUUCAUGACAAAGGAAAUCACUUCUUCAUCAGGUGCCAGCUGUACAGUUUGUCGUAAUUGCGUACAAUCAAGCGGAGGAUGGAAGCUUUUCGGUGGGUUUUUGUGUGUGCGAUACUUUUCGCAUUUGCUACGGCUGCCGGUGCAGAUCUAGCCCGAUAUGAUCAUUUCCGGCUGUAUCGGGUCCUUAUCCGGACACAGGAACAGGUGGAAAUGUUGCAGCAGCUUGAGGAGCAAAGUGAUAGCUAUGCUUUUAUGGGUCACGCCAGACAGCCAAAUCAAAACUUAACCAUUAUGGUUGCACCGCAUAAAAUUGCUGAAAUAACGGAGUUGCUGGAUAGGUACGAGCUACAGGGUACGAUACUGCUCUACAAUAUGCAAGACCUCAUCGAUCAGGAACAGUCCACAAUUAAACCGAAAAACACUCAACCGGAAGAUUUUAGCUGGCAUUUUUACCACCAUCUGGACACGAUCAAUGCAUGGUUGCGGUUACAAGUAUCGCGCCAUUCCCAGCUGGAGCUAAUCGAGCUAAGUGCGAGUUACGAAAAUCAACCACUUUACGGUGUGAAGCUGGUAAAAGAUCCUGCAAACAGUGCCGUCUUUGUUGAGUGUGGUAUACAUGCGCGUGAAUGGAUCUCGCCGGCCAGCUGUACGUUUGUGCUGAACGAGCUACUCACGUCCGACCGGGCGGAAGUACGACAGCUGGCGGACAGUUUCAACUGGAUCAUCUUUCCGGUCGUCAAUCCGGACGGGUACCGGUACACGUUCGAGGGUGAUCGGUUGUGGCGCAAAAACACCAAACCGUACGGUCUUUGCCGUGGUGUGGAUCUGAACCGUAACUUUGCGAGUGAUUGGAACGGACCGGGAGCGAGUGCGGAUCCGUGCCGGUACGAUUUUGCCGGUGGCAGUGAAGCGAGCGAACCGGAAACGCAAGCAUUGGUCCGCUUUCUCGAGGAGAACGUAUCGAAACUGCGCAUCCGAACGUACUUUUCGAUUCAUUCCUUCUCGCAGCUGGUUAUGUUUCCGUACGGCUAUAAGACGGAUCGGGUGCCCAACUAUGACGAUUUGGUCGCGAUCGGACGGAAGGGUGCGGAUGCGAUCGAGCGCACUCAUGGCAAAAAGUAUGUGUCCGGUGCGAUGAUUGAAACGAUCUACCCAUCUUCAGGGGACAGUGUGGAUUGGGUGUACAGUGCGCUCGGUAUACCGGUUGCGUACACGUUCGAGCUGCGAGGACCACCGGACAGCACGAACAUGUUUGUACUCCCGGCGGUGGAAAUCAUCCCAACCGCUGAGGAACUGUUGGCCGCCUUCGUAGCAAUGCUGGGAGAAGCCACACAGCUAGGAUAUUACUCGAACGAUUCGGACCGGCAAGAACUUUAAAGGCUGGUGUGUAAUUAUUUUUGGCGAGAUUUUUUGUCCCCCCCCCCCAAACAAACGAUAUUUGAAUUUUGAAAGGCAUAAGUUUUGCGCAGUUUCUGCAUGUUAUGAGCAUUAUAAAAGCUGUUUAAAUUACGUCUCUCGUUGUAGUUUGAUUUAUGGUCAAUUUAAAUGUUUAGUUAGGCAAUGCAUCAUUUCCAUUAUCUCGUUUGUGAUAAAAAAGGGCAAAUAAAAACGGUAAAGGGCAUCGAACUGCUCGAACACAA
This is a messenger RNA of Anopheles funestus (African malaria mosquito), 1932 nucleotides long. RefSeq names its product zinc carboxypeptidase-like. The record is from RefSeq and is a predicted model, not a curated record. Gene Ontology annotation, biological process: proteolysis. The transcript is spliced from 2 exons. Lineage: Eukaryota; Metazoa; Arthropoda; Insecta; Diptera; Culicidae. Gene Ontology annotation, molecular function: metallocarboxypeptidase activity; zinc ion binding. Bases 371 to 1669 code for a protein of 432 amino acids.